Messenger RNA from Siniperca chuatsi (mandarin fish), 5134 nucleotides. RefSeq names its product RAB33B, member RAS oncogene family a (gene rab33ba). The transcript has 2 exons. Bases 308 to 1036 code for a protein of 242 amino acids. Gene Ontology annotation, cellular component: endosome; Golgi apparatus. The record is from RefSeq and is a predicted model, not a curated record. Gene Ontology annotation, biological process: Rab protein signal transduction. NCBI's taxonomy places the organism in Eukaryota, Metazoa, Chordata, Actinopteri, Centrarchiformes, Sinipercidae. Gene Ontology annotation, molecular function: GTP binding; GTPase activity.
CGGGCCUGUGCCGUCCAACCAACACGCCGCAGCCUCCUUGGCCAACAUUAUACAUACUGGGAGUGUUUACUGGAAUGCACUUCUUUAAGAUAAAGAUACUGUAUGUAUAUUGACAAUUUCUGAACGUGGAAUAAAUGUUAUGUAUUCUUCACAUGUCUUUGAAUUUUGACAAAGAACGGCAGUUGUUCUCGCGAAAGCCUUUUAUAAUUUGACGCUUCCUGGUCAUACAACAGCAGUAAUAGCUUGACGGGCUGCUAGUGGGGGAAUCGCUAAAAUAGAAGGCUUUCCCCGCUGAUCCAGGUCUGAUAUGGCGGAGAGCGGGUCGUCGGUUGAAUUCUCCGGCUCUCUGACGAGCUCGACUCUUCCGCCGCCGAGGACCCGCAUCUUCAAAAUCAUCGUGAUCGGGGACUCGGGUGUCGGGAAAACCUGCCUCACCUACCGCUUCUGUGCCGGGAAGUUCCCCGAGAAGACCGAGGCCACGAUCGGGGUUGACUUCAGGGAGAGGCUGGUCGAGAUUGACGGCGAGAAAAUCAAGAUCCAGCUGUGGGACACUGCAGGUCAGGAGCGCUUCAGGAAGUCCAUGGUGCAGCACUACUACCGCAACGUGCACGCUGUUGUCUUUGUCUACGACGUCACCAACGCUGCCAGCUUCCGCAGCCUCCCAGCCUGGAUUGAGGAGUGCAAGCAGCACGCUCUGGGCACUGAGGUUCCCAGGAUUCUAGUUGGAAACAAGUGCGACCUCCAAGACUCCAUCCAAGUGGGCACAGAUGUGGCGCAACAGUUUGCGGACACCCACUCCAUGCCCCUGUUUGAGACGUCAGCAAAGAUCCCAAGCAACCAGGGAGAUGGAAACUAUGGCGGGCGAAACAGUGACCAUGUUGAGGCUAUUUUUAUGACAGUGGCCCACAAGCUGAAGUCACAGAAGCCUCUGGUAUUGAGCCAGCCUCCCGGGGGAUCAGGGGGUACCAUCAACCUGAGCAGGGUGAAGGAUGACGGGGGAGAUGGGGCCAAGAGCUGGGGCUGCAGCAGCUGCUGAGGGAGAAAAAUUAAGGUAAAGAGGGAAACUACUUCAGCCUGAGUCUGCACAAGACUGAAGAGAUUUGAAGACGCAAGGAGCUGAGGAAAGAGAGAAUGGAUCUAGCAAAAUGGCUUCAUAAUCAGCACAACACAUUGAUGGAUGUCUCCAUAAGACAAUGCUUAACUUUAUAAAUUACUUUAAAUGGUUUCGGUGUAAUAUUUACAGUAUGAUUGUUGUUUUGAAAUGCCAAAAUCUUUCGUUGAUUCGUGGAAAUGAUCCUGAACAAGGGGCCAAAAAUCUGAUUUGAAAUCAGUUCUCCUCCUUCAAUAAUAAUUUAGGCCCGAGCCUGUGCCAUGAAGUUUCUAUUCACCUAUCUUCAUGGGUUCUGUGGCAACAGAAAACAUGGAGACUGAAGAGUGGCAUUAGAAAUAAGGGAUUUUGGGGAGGGAAAUCUCAUAGAAAUUUCUUUCUUUACAAAACAGCUUUACUAAGACCUGAUGGGAGAGCAGAAUUUAAUUUCUUCAUGCAGACUUAUAGGGGGCAGACAAAAUAAAAGAACUCAUUAUAAUAUAAUACAAUCUGUGCCAUUUCAUUUGUGUUUGUGUUGACUGUCAGGGAGAUUUUAUUCUGGUCAUUUUUUAGGCCGUAAUUUGCGGCAAUAUAUUACUGACUGCAAUAUAUUGAAAGGUGUUUGUGUUAUUUUUUCUGCCCCCUUGUAGUUCAGUUUUGGAUUCUCACUUCAUCUGUGAUACUCUACAGGUGUUUGGAGUCGAUUUGGUUUUAAUUUAACCGUUUCAUUAAAGGUGCCCUUCAGAGUUUUCUUGUAAACAAACAGAUAUGUUUACAUUCAGUGUUUCUCACCAAAACACAUUGUGUAUUUUUGAAGCCUAACAAACAUGUUGAAUGCAUUUCCAUCUUCAAAAAACAUUUGCACAGGCAAUAUUUUGAAAACUGCGUUGUUAAUAUUUAUGUUUGCUAGCUAGCAGUCUUCCCUGCCUUUGCUAAUACACUACUAAAUUCAUCACGUGUUAUCACGAACAACUGUUGAUCAGUGGAAUAGCGUUGACAAGAAGGUGUAUUACAUCAUCAGCCUGCACAUGCUAACAGAAUAUUUAUAUGUAAACAAAACAGGGACUCGCUCAUAACAAAAAACAUUGCUCCAUAGUGGCUACUACUAGUGGUCAAACUCCACAGGGUACCUUCAAGUCUGGUUGCUUGAAAACCUUGAUUUUUAAAAAAAAAUAAAUGUACAUUGCAUCAUGAGGGAAGUCAUUUCAUAUAAAUUUUAUGUUUGUAGCAGAUGCAUAGCAAGAUCACUGAAAUCUUGCAGUUGAUUUUAAAAAAAGGUGUUAGUGGUAAAAAUCUUCGCGUUCAUACUACAUAAAAAAAAUGUGGGAAGUAAUCACGUCCACAUUUUUCAUACUUAUUUACCUAUAAUCAUAAGGGAAUGCUCAAUUACUCUGUUUUUAUUUACUGUAAUUGUAAGUGCAGUUGGAAGCUUCUUACUGCUUAUCAGAGGUCUAGGCUUUGGACUGGUUAAGGCUUGUCCAUGCAACUUUGGGCUAGUAGAAGGGCUGAUGUGGAAAGGUCAGACAUUGUAAGCUGUGUAAAUUAUGGAUAGUCAGAGCAUGGUCUGAUUGGGAGCCUCAAGUCAAAAAUAGCUGCUGGAUCCCUUUUAAUCCCUCUUUCCAGUCCCACUCUCUGUGAAUUGUAUUAUUAUGCUAGUAUAUAACCUGUGGUCUCAAUACUAGAUUUUGGAGCAGGACCCAUCUUAAAGCACGUAUGUCAGUGGACAUGGUCCUUCAUAUUUCCAAACAAACAGAACAGAAUAUCCAUUUGCCAAAAAGGGGCAUUUGGGGACUCUGGGAUAGUUGCCCGUUUUGCGUGGUUGGUAAUCCAGGCUUGAGUCAGAGUGAUUCAACUGAAAAGGGGGGUUGUUACAAAUUUGAGAGUAGUCUUGUAAACAGCUGGAGGCUAGCUGGAGAAGAAAGAAAAGUUUGAUUGAUAAAGAAAAAGUCACUUAUAACAACAGCAGCAACAGAUAGGUGAGAGAGAAAAUGAAGGCCAGAGGCUCUGGCAGUGUGAGCACUCAUCCUCUUUUAAACCCUUUUGAUGAGUAGAAAACGCUAGUCUUUGGCCGCUACGAGCAUUUUCUCAAGAGUAGUUCAUGUCCCUUUAAGACUGUGAGUUUUACAUAACAUGUAACAUAACAUAUCCGGAACCAGUAUCAGAAGACAAAAAGUAGAAUCAGUGCAUACCCAGUCUACGCAGCCUAUCAGUAACACACAUAGAUUCAACAUUUCAACCAUGAAAUUUAAGACGCCAUGGAACGUUAUCGUUAAGGCCUGCUACUUAAAUUGGUUUCUCAACAUAAAGCACCGGAAAAUCUUAAAGCCCAUAUAAUCGAUAUUCUUAUAAUAGCAAUGUAUCAAUGUGAAAACAGUGUGACAAUAUUAAAGGAGUCUCGUAGUGAUUAACCUACAGAGAAUUAUCAGUGGCAGCCCCCUUUGAACUUUACGGACCAUAAAUGUAAGUUUCAGCUCAUUGUUUAGCUGUCCGGUCGGCAUGUUUACUGUUCUGGUUCACUUUUACCGCUCGUGUCGUUUUCGGCCACAGCAGGCAACAGUUUUUAGGGAGAAAGGUCUAAAGACCCAUUCCACACUACCCGUUCAGCACCAAACAGCAGUCAGACACAGUUAGUGACUAGCUGGUGAACAGAGUGCAGCGUUUAGCAACUGAAGAGCCAGACAUUUCCCUUAGGAGUUAAGAGACCGAAAACAGAGCUAAACAUUCGCCAAAUUUAUGACAUUGUUACUGCAUAACUGCUGGAUGUGUAAAUAAGCAACAGUUUGCUAACAACUUUGCCUCUGUCGGACUAUAAACUGCCCCACAAAAGAGCAAUGGUUUGCAGGCAGUUAUGAGACAGGAAUCCAUGGUACAAAUGCGUCUUCUGAAUAAACUGUGUGCUUGCUAACUGAAUGUUAGCUGACGUUUAGCAAGCUGUAUUUUCCUUCUUCAAUAACUCUUUAUUAAAUGAAAUGGUGUACAAUGGUUAAUAAAAUGUGAGGGGGGAGUAAACAACCCAGUACAGAGAAAAUAGAAAGACGCCUUUAAAGCUGUGACUGACUAGCGCUAACACUAGCUACAGUAGUUAACUAGUAGUCAAUGUUUUGUUUACAGCUUGUUUCCACUGUCUCCAUGUGCUCCCCCCCCCCAAAAAGGCAUCACAGGUUUUAAUGGAGACCUAUUUCUGAGGGACAGUAACCAUGUUUCGCUUGGUUUGUUAGCAUGCAGCACCAGCGCUAACACUCAGCAUACUGGCAGCAUGUGAUAUUGUCACUUAACAGUUGAGGUUAAUCCUUUAAAUCUGUCAAACAGGCCUGCUAUACAGUAUGAACCUGUUGUUUAUUCUUGAACUCUGAGAUAAGGGGAUGUAACCAGGAAUUGUCUAUGAACUUGAUGAUAAAGGAUGCAAAGGGAACCACUAAGGGAUUUGGAAACGGAAUUGUCUUUGUUAGUUGUAUUUGCCCAUUCCCUCUUGUUUACCAAUCUGGCUAUUUUGCAGCCUUUCAUAUACAGAAGAGUAUAGUACUGUGUAGGCUAGCCAGUGAAUCAAACAGUGAAAACACAUGCCUCCCAUAGUGUGUAAGGCUUUGUAAUGUGCACUUCUACGUACAUGGAUGCCUAUACCCACUGCAUAUCAUGUACUGUAUGUGAACUUGUAAUACAAUAUUCAGCAUGUCUCGCAAACACCAGUGUUCACCAUAGGGUGGUGUCCAUAUCAUGUUUGCAACUUUGUGUCUUUGGAUGUUUGUUAUGGCCACAGCUGGUCCUGUGGUUCCUAUGCUGAUCACCCCCGUUACAUUGCACGUCUUCUUGAAGGAUAUGGACUAUCAAUCAAACCAAACUGACUUCUCUCCGGACUCACUGUUCAGAGGCUAUGCACACAGAUGAAAAAAAAAAAAAUAGCUGUGCUAGCUGCAUCUCUGUGGCUUGUCAGCAAUGUGACAGCAAUGGAAGACAUCAUGUGGAUGUUUCAUUGUUUCAGAUUUGGUUGCUGCUUUCUUCUGUUCUUUAAGUGACCUUUGUUUUUGAUAAAUGCCCCCCAUCCGCCUU